Molecule: messenger RNA, 2585 nt
Organism: Hippocampus zosterae (dwarf seahorse)
Lineage: Eukaryota; Metazoa; Chordata; Actinopteri; Syngnathiformes; Syngnathidae
Gene: tbx16
Product: T-box transcription factor 16
Exons: 9
Coding region: 788-2179 (463 amino acids)
Biological process (GO): regulation of transcription by RNA polymerase II; pattern specification process; positive regulation of DNA-templated transcription
Cellular component (GO): nucleus
Molecular function (GO): RNA polymerase II cis-regulatory region sequence-specific DNA binding; DNA-binding transcription factor activity, RNA polymerase II-specific
Source: RefSeq, a predicted model, not a curated record
CUGGUUUUAUGGAGACUACUUUCGCCUGAAAACUUGAGUGUGUAAAUUUGAGACUUAUUUAUGACUUGCACAUGUCUAACUUAGUAGUCCCACCUCUGUCAAAUGCUAAUUAUUUGGAUUUUUAUGAACCAUCUAUCUAAACUCUGACAUAACUUCUAUCCCUUUUGCGGGAUUAGGUGACUACCGGUAUGUCAUUUAGCACAUUGCUUCCGCACACACACGCACACAUGCACACACACACACACACGCACGCACACACACACGCACGCACACACACACGCACGCACACACUUUUUUGUGUGCAGUUGUGUCUGUGUGAAUGAUCUUUACGCAGGUUUUGGUGCCGCUGCCCCUCCAUCCUCGAUCUACAAGCAGGAAAGUACGUCCAUAUUUGUUUAAAAGUCUCUUAGCAGUUAAUAAAGAUGCAUUUCCUCCAACCCUCUUCCUGGGGGGACGGUAUCAAGACUCUGUUAAGUUUCUUUGAUUUCUGCCACCUCCAAUCCCAGCAGGACACUGACUCAUCAUUGUGGCACUUCAAAGCCUGGGAAUGGCCGGCCUGACCCCACCCACAGCAGUAGCCCCCUUAAAAGUCACGGUCAUCCCAGAGCGAACGCCUGAAAGAUGCUCACAUCAGCGUUGCAACUUGACUGAAUGACUGGAUGUCUUUUUUUGUUUUUGUUUUUUUUGCAAGAGAAAAAGAACAGUGGAUAUUAUUACGUGGAUUCCUUUUUGGCCCUCUAAACUGGACUUUUUUGGGUAAUAUACAUUACGCUUGAGAAUCGUGAUAAUGCAAUCCAUCAGGGACUUGAAGGCAAACUUCAGCGGCCCUCCUCCCUCUGCCAUGGCUUCGGGUGAUGCUUAUCUCCAGGGCAACAUCCGCAUGACUCUGGAGGACCCCGAUCUCUGGCGAACCUUCCAUGAGAUUGGAACAGAGAUGAUCAUCACAAAACCGGGCAGGAGAAUGUUUCCACACUGCAAAGUCAAUCUGUCUGGUCUGAUUCCUUGCGCCAAGUACAUUUUACUGGUUGAUAUGGUGCCAGAGGAUAGCUUCAGAUAUAAGUGGAAUAAAGAGAAAUGGGAGGUGGCGGGAAAAGCGGAGCCUCAACCCCCCUGCAGGACCUACCUGCACCCCGACUCUCCGGCCCCGGGGAGCCACUGGAUGAAACAGUCCAUCUCCUUCCUCAAGCUCAAGCUCACCAACAAUACUCUCGACCAACACGGCCACAUUAUCUUGCACUCGAUGCAUCGCUACCACCCGCGCUUCCACAUCGUUCAAGCCGAUGAUCUGUUCAGUGUCCGCUGGAGCGUUUUCCAGACUUUCACCUUCCCGGAGACGUCUUUCACAGCAGUCACUGCCUACCAGAACACAAAGAUCACCAAACUGAAGAUUGACCAUAACCCGUUCGCCAAAGGUUUUCGUGACGAAGGCACAACUAAGAAAAGGCGUGCAAACAAGAACCCGGGCGAACUCGACAAGAAAGUCAAACUCUCUGAAAUGAACGGGAAGUCUGAGGAGGACAGCCCAUCAGAUUUCUGCAGGUCGUCUUUUGAGGGUUACGAAGGAGACGAUGCAGAGCUGCAAAAGAGGAAGGAGGCGGACGAGAUCAAGGAGGAGCGCUACUCCCCUUGGUCCGCAGAGAGGAGGGAGCACAGCGCCAGGAACGGCUCUCCUCCUGCUGCUGAAACACGGGACAUUUACAACACCGAGCAACUGGUUCCUGCGCCGGCAUCCUACCAGCCUUACAGGUUUCACGAGUAUGGAAAGUCUCCCUCCCCGUCCUCCAGCGUCGGCAGCAGCGGCAGCGGCUCGGGGCGCAGCAGCUUCGAGUCGCGCGUUCCCGACGUGGCCAUCCCUGACCACGACUCCUCAAAGCCUCGUACGCACGAGGUGGCCCCCUCCCCUUGCGCCCCCCAGCAUUUCCCAAGCACCCAAGACUACCCCGGUGUGCUCAACAUGACUGUGGCCCAGGCAAGCAAGCCGGGCGUUCUGGGCCACCACAUCUACGGCCCUUACGGCGCCGAGCAGCCCCUGGGUCAGUGGAGCGGCUCGGGUCCGGCCCAGUACCCGCCUCCUCACCACCUGACCGCCGAUUACACCGCGCAAACCGUGCAUCCCUAUCCCCAUGGCAACGUGACCGAGUGGAGCCAGUACCCGCUGUUCUCUUAUUCUUGCUGGUGAGCGCCUUUCCGUUGGAGAUGGAGUGAUUUUCACCAUGCCGACACAGUGUUGCUCACAGUGUCAUGCGUACACGUUUACACGCAGUGGCCGGCCAAGGCCUGCAAUGACGAUACAAUAAUCGGUGAUAUCAUGCAAUGAGUCGUCUGUGGCUCACACAGGAUGAACUGAGACUUGCUAUGCCUACAAAUGUGUGCAAUGUCAUUCUGAGGAAUUGGUCUAUUGUCGAGGUGUCUAUUUAUUUUGUACUUCAUGCCAUCUCAUCGUGAAUAUAUUUUUGUUAAAAAAAUGCAAAAAUGGGAAAACUCAGAAAGAGAAAGAAAGUAAUCAUAAGAAAGUGUGCAAUUCAUUUUUUGUCUUCCAGUGUUGAUGUGAUCUGAAAAUAAAUGUGGUGUCUCUUAAAAUCUGA